This is a messenger RNA of Emiliania huxleyi CCMP1516, 1221 nucleotides long. RefSeq lists its product as hypothetical. Bases 1 to 1221 code for a protein of 406 amino acids. The transcript has 5 exons. The record is from RefSeq and is a predicted model, not a curated record. Gene Ontology annotation, molecular function: phosphatidate phosphatase activity. NCBI's taxonomy places the organism in Eukaryota, Haptophyta, Isochrysidales, Noelaerhabdaceae.
AUGCUCUAUCAUGCGUCGCACCCGCAGUGGCCGAGCCGACCGCCGCUCGAACUGGCGCCGAGUGGCUCCCAGAUCGAGCGCGGCUCGCUGCAACCUGGAUGCUGCGGCACUUUUUAUUUUUUCUCGGGAAGUAAAAACAUGGCGGCGCUCGACAUAAUCGUCGUGCGCCACCUAGAUGGCACCCUCUGCUCCAGCGACUGGCGGGUGGUCUUUCGCAGCGCCGUGCCGGAGGUCCGCGUCUCCAUCAACGGCACCGCUCUGCCUGAGCGGAUGCGUGCGGCCGCCGCCGACGCGCCGGCGCAGUUUGGAGACGGUGACGCAGAGACGCCGCGGCUGGUUCCGUCCGAGGCGACGCUCCGGGCGCUGCUCGAGAGCGGUGCGAUGCUUCCCGGCCGCAACGCCAUCUCCUACACGCCCGCGAUGGGCGGCAAAGGCGAGGGAGGCGAGGGCUCGCACGGCAUCGGCGACGGCGCGGCGCACAGCGCAGUGGCGCACCUUCACCUCUGGGAGUCGUCGACGGCGGCGGUCGUCUUUGACGUGGACGGCACGGUCACGCAGGCAGACAUCUCUGGCCACAUCGGCCAGCAACUCGGCGUGCCGCUCCUGCACCGCGGCGUCUGCGAGCUGGCGUGCCGGCUCGAGGCGCGUGGGUAUGCCGUCUUCUUCCUCUCCGCGAGGCCGCUCGCCGGCCCGACCGGCAUCGCCUCCACCCGCCACUUUCUCUUUCGCGUCGCACGCGACUCGCCCUCCGGAUUCGGCGCGCGCCAACAACCAAAGCCGGCCGCACAGACCCGCCUCCCGCCCUGCCCGGUGCUCACCACGCCGCACACCUCGACGCUGAGUGCGCUGAUGGACGAGGCUUGCGGGGCGGUGUCGCCUUGCCGCGGCGGGCUGUACGCCGGCUUUGGGAACCGCGCCAAGGACGCGACUGCGUACCUCUCCGCCGACAUCCCUCCCUCGCACGUCUUCAUCAUCAACGCCAAGUCGCGACCGCUGCUGGCCGGAGGCGGGCCGGCUGGAGGGGAGGGCGCUGUCGCGGGCCCUUCGUGCGGCGGCGAGCGUGGCGCUUGCGGCAGCGGGUGCGGCGAGGCGGGCUGCGGCGAGGCGGGCUGCAGCGAGGGCGGGUGGGACUCGUAUACUGGGCUGAUGCAGACGAGCUUCGACGCUCUUUUCCCCACGAGGUGCACGCCCUGCUCGUGCUUUCUCGGCACGCUGCUCUAG